ACUACGUGGAGAUGCCCGCCUAAGGCAAGACUUAAAAUCAAUAAUAUUGAUGGAGCUUUCUAGUCCGAGCUCAGACUUUGGUGGUGUGGGUGUUGUGGUUCGAGAUGAGUUUGGAACAUGCAGGGGUGGAAUCACACGAUUUCUACCUUUCGCGUCGUCAGCUAUGCACAUAGAAGCAGAAGCUUGUAGAUCUGGGCUGCAUCAAGGCUUCAAGCAAUUCAUCAAGGUCGGUAGGUGUUUGAUUGGAGAGAGAUUGUUCCGUCUCGAUAACUGCACUAAAACAGAUGGAUAAUGACCUCUCUGAGAUGGGGCAGAUAAUAGAAAUUUGCAAGUACGUCUUUUAUGGACGUUUAGAUACGUCAUGUUUUUCGAGAAACAAACGAUGUGGCUUAUAAAUUAGCACAUUUUGCUAGUCGGUGAAUCACCCAAUAUUCCCAUAUUUCUAUUACAGCUGCUAAAACAACACAACGACGACUAUUACUAUUACUAUUACAGUAUUACUACGACUACUGGCUACUGCGACUACGAGUCUGCGACCACUGUGACAGAAAAAAGAAUGUUUGGACUACUGUGAAUCGAAGGAUAGAUCUUUGGGUAAAUAAGUAGUUUGAAGUUAAGAAAAGAGUGCAACAGCAGGACAGGAAAAAGAAUGAAGGAGGUGAUGUCCUUUCUGGUGAGGAGGUGCUACAGCCUGAAACACAUCCAGCAAGCUCAUGGGUUGAUGGUACCCCGAGGCCUUGACGAGGACAACAGACUCCUUUCCCGAUUCAUCGAGGCCUGCUCUUGUCUUGGCUUCUCGAACUACGCCUACUCCGUCUUCACCCGCAUUCGGGUGCCAAACAUUUAUCUCUACAACACCAUGAUCAAGGCUCUACCUCCAUCCGAGGCCAUUUCUGUUUACAACAAAAUUCAAGUCGCCGCCUUGCGCCCCGAUACCUACUCCAUCCCCUUUGUGCUCAAGGCCGUCGUUCGCCUCGGCCUCGCCGCAGUUGGGAUAGGCAGACAGGUCCACUGCCAUAGCAUUGGCACUGGGCUGGACACCCACGUCAGCGUGGUCACUGCCCUCAUUCACAUGUAUUCCUCUUGCGCAUCUGUUUCCGAUGCUCGCAGACUGUUCGACGGAGCUGCCUUUAGGGAUGUCGCUCUCUGGAACGCAAUGAUCGCCGGAUAUGCCAAACUGGGUGACGUAGAUACUGCCCGCCAUCUGUUCGAAACAAUGCCUCUCAAUAAUAGCAAUGUCAUUUCCUGGACUGCCCUCAUUGCCGGAUAUGCUCAGGUCAACCGCCCCACCGACGCCAUCAUGGUCUUCCGGAGAAUGCAGCUUCACAAUGUUCAACCUGAUGAGAUAGCAAUGUUGGCCGCGCUUUCUGCUUGUGCCCAGUUAGGUGCCCUCCACUUUGGGGAGUGGAUUCAUAACUACAUUCAGAAACAUGGAUUUCGUGAGCUGGUUUCUCUUAACAAUGCUCUUAUAGACAUGUACGCCAAGUCCGGCAACAUAAGAAAAGCCCUUCAAGUUUUCCAUAGUACCAAAUAUAAAACUGUUAUAACUUGGACGACCAUGAUAGCUGGACUUGCCCUGCAUGGUCUUGGAACACAAGCCCUUGACAUGUUUGCUCAAAUGGAAAGGGCUAAAAUUGCACCCAACGACAUCACUUUCAUUGCCAUCCUUUCUGCUUGUAGCCAUGCCCGGUUGGUUGAAACGGGCCUUUGCUAUUUUAACAUCAUGGUUUCGAGGUAUCGGAUUGAACCCAAAAUUGUGCACUAUGGCUGCAUGGUUGAUCUACUUGGGCGUGCCGGUUAUCUUCAAGAGGCAAAGGAACUUGUUAGGCAGAUGCCAUUUGAAGCAAAUGCGGCUAUAUGGGGGUCUCUUCUUGCUGCUUCUAACAUUCAUGGAAAUGAUGAGCUCGGGGAGCAUGCUUUACAGCAUCUAUUAAUGUUAGAGCCCCAGAAUAGUGGAAAUUAUUCACUUUUGUCUAAUAUAUAUACUGCUCUGGGUAGGUGGAAUAAAUCUAGGAUGCUAAGGAAAGUGAUGAGGGACAAUGGUGUGAAGAAGAUGCCAGGCAGGAGUUUCAUAGAAGUGAAUAGCAGAGUUCAUGGAUUCAUUGCAGGAGACAAAUCACAUUCCGAGGGAGAUAGGAUAUAUGAAGUCCUGUACAAGCUUUUCAGGCAGUCUAAAUUGGCUGGCCGUCCGCAACAAGAUUGUGGGGAGCUGCUUGAAUUCGAUGAAUAGCCACUGGCCACAAUGUCAUUGAUACUAAUUCAAUCCGUGCAACAUUUAGGUUCUAACCACUUUCAGAAUCUGAGCUUACUUGGGAUGUUGGUUGUCGGAGGAGGAGGUUUGCUGCACCAGCUUAUCUGUACCAGCCUUUUCAUCGCCCAGGAGGGAAUUCCAGUUUCUCUUCAGUAGUUAGGAGGUGGUCUGAUCCAGAUUUUCUUCUGCUGCAAACAGUAGGUCUCAUAAACCUUGGUACCUGGGAUAAGGGAGGUGCUGAGAUAUAUG
This is a messenger RNA of Rosa rugosa (rugosa rose), 2500 nucleotides long. RefSeq names its product pentatricopeptide repeat-containing protein At5g56310-like. Gene Ontology annotation, cellular component: cell junction. Gene Ontology annotation, biological process: actin cytoskeleton organization; RNA modification. Gene Ontology annotation, molecular function: actin binding; RNA binding. The record is from RefSeq and is a predicted model, not a curated record. The coding region runs from base 650 to 2230 and encodes 526 amino acids. Lineage: Eukaryota; Viridiplantae; Streptophyta; Magnoliopsida; Rosales; Rosaceae. The transcript has 2 exons.